Messenger RNA from Procambarus clarkii (red swamp crayfish), 2144 nucleotides. The record is from RefSeq and is a predicted model, not a curated record. NCBI's taxonomy places the organism in Eukaryota, Metazoa, Arthropoda, Malacostraca, Decapoda, Cambaridae.
AAUUCUAGAUAUCCAGAACCUGACCUUCCAACUCAUGUUGAGCGGCAAAUAUCUCAUGUAAGCCAAAGAGACUGGGGACGACCAACUUCUCCAUGGGCAUCUUCACCUUCAUAUUCCCCAUGGGCAUCUUCAUCUUCAUCUUCAUCUUCAUAUGCUCCAUGGGCAUCUUCAUCUUCAUAUGCCCCAUGUGCACCUUCACCUUCAUAUGCCCCAAAGAUUCGUCCACCUACUGUGCCUCGCAGGGCUCAAAUUCCACCAUCUGCUCCACACUCCUAUGCAUUGUCUCCAAAUAACAGCCCAAACUUGCAUUUGAAGUUUGUUGAUAUUCCAAUAAGUGACGUACUUAAGACAGACCAUGGCAUUACUACCUUAGACCUUCACCACAUGACUGUCAGAGAAGCCACUCAGACAACGAAUAAGUUCCUCCGCCAAAGCGUUGGUCAACAUAAGGUCAGAAUUGUUACUGGUAGGGGUUUACAUAGUGAAGGUGGAACACCCAAACUCAAACCAGCUAUUGCAUUACUUUUAAAGCGAAGAGGUUUUGAGUUUCGAGAGGUGAACAAUGGAGGAUGCUUUGAAGUAACUCUCUCUUAAUGUGUUAGUUACGUUAUGGUAGUAUAACGUAGAAGUUGGUAAAAUUAUUAAUUUUUUAAUUCUUAUUGUCUUGAGAAGAAGAAUUUUAUUUUUAUUUUAUUUUAUUUUAUUUUACGUUAACAAGAAUAAUUACUUGGCAUUUUAUUUUACUUUGAAUUUUAUGUCUUCAAUGGUUAAUUUGUGUUAUGUAUUUUAGAAAGACAACUAACUGCAUAUGACAACCAAUUUAAUUGGUAAUUUUACAAGAUUGUUAGACAAAUCAUGCGGAUGUAAACAAUUAGACUGGUCUAAAAAAAUUGGAUUAAAAACUCACUCAAUCCAUUUUGACAAAAAGUGAAUAUGAUUUUAAUUGGAGCUAUAUUUUUUAAUACUCAGAACUGGACUCGGAGCUAAUCCUUUGUUCCGCCUUCAUGAUAAUGAGAGUAGAAAUUUUGUGUUUCAUUUUGUUAAACUUUAAAAAAAAAAAUAUUUUUAAAUCACAUUGAUGAAUUCUUGAGGUUGUCACAGAGGCUUAAUUGUCUGCAUUCAUGGCUAUGUUGCAUAUAAAAUGUGAAAGUCAAGUUAUUUAAUAUGAAAAGUGUAAGAGUAAUAGCAAUACAGUAAAUGUAAUGAUAUUUACAGUGCCAUGUAUUGCAGCAUCAUCACUGAGGGCUCCUGUAGAUCUUAUAUCACCUCACAUCUCAAACAGGUAAAGGUUGACUAGGAAAAAAGCCAGUCCAUUAUGCAUGGCAUUUGAAAAUAACAUUAAUAUUUGUACAUACAGAAUCACAAUAAUGUGAUGUUUAUCAAAUGAACAAAUCCACAAGGGCUGUGAUAAGGAUUCAAACUAAGGCGCUGAGUGUUCACAGAUGCGCUCUAGUCAACGGUUGCAAUUGUUUUGGCCAUGUCGUGAUACAGUUGAUUAGAGCGUGUCUGUUGACCAGACCACACACUAGAAGGUGAAGGGAUGACGACGUUUCGGUCCGUCCUGGACCAUUCUCAAGUCGAUUGUGAUGAGGAAGUAGAGACAGGCAAUAACGAGUGUUCCCAGACGUGUCUGGGAACACUUGGCGCACAGGUUUGAACCCUCAUCAAGGUUACUCUGGAUUUACUAAUAUUUGUAGAAUUAUCUAAAAAUAAUUAAUGAUGCUCUCUAGUUGCAGAAAAUAGAUACAGUAUUUAAUAAGAAAAUUGGAGCUCUAUUUUUGACCAUUGGAUUAAAUAAUAGUAAUAUUUUAUAGUGGUGCUGUAUUGUCUUUAAGGUUAAGAGGCUUGAACUAAUAUGAUAAGAAAAGCUUCACAUACUAUUUGUGUAUUGAAAAGCUGACAUUUUUAUACAUCUAUUGUGAUAACUUUUAUAUAUUGCAAAAUACGUGAUUUAGAGAAAUUAUUCUAAACAAUGACUUGGACCAGUAAUUAAUAAUGUGUUUUGUUUCAUUAUACGAUUACAUGAGUUGUAAGGCCUUGUAAUAAGACAAAACAUUGUACUAUAUAAUCUUCAUCAAAAAUAGGUUCUUCUAAUCAUACUUGAAGCUGAAACAAAUUUUAAUAAAUGUUUCCUAGUCAUACCA